AUGGUUGGACCACCAGGCACUGGCAAGACGCUUUUAGCAAAAGCCGUAGCUACCGAAUGCCAGACUACGUUCUUUGCUGUAAACUGCGGAGAUCUUGCCAGUAAAUGGCGUGGUGACUCGGAGAAAAUGAUCAAGCUUCUAUUCGAAAUGGCUCGACAUUUUGCACCGUCCACAAUAUUCAUCGAUGAGAUCGAUACCAUCGGAAGUCAACGUGGACAAGCAAAUGAGCAUGAAGCUAGUCGACGGGUGAAGGCCCAGCUCCUUGUAGAAAUGGAUGGAUUCUGCAAAGAAGAAGAUGGAAAAAGAGUUCUAGUCUUGGCGGCGACGAAUUUCCCGUGGAUGUUGGAUGAAGCUCUACGCCGUAGGUUUGAACAAAGGAUUUACAUUCCGCUUCCCGACAAACCAGCACGAAAAUCGCUCCUGUGUUCGUCUCUAAAGGAGGUUCGUAUAGCGGACGAUGUUGACCUCGACUCAUUCGCCGAACAGCUCGAUGGAUACUCUGGAGCUGACAUAACUAAUGUUUGCAGAAAGGCAGCGUUAAUGGGCGUGAAAAGAUUAACUCGUAUGAUGUCACCAGCUGAGAUAGCCAAAUUAUCUAGAGAAGAAGUGGAUCUUCCUAUUACAUGGCAGGAUCUUCAAGAGGCCUUUAGCGAUACGAAUCCGUCCGUGUCCGAGGUAUGU
Messenger RNA from Cooperia oncophora, 681 nucleotides. NCBI's taxonomy places the organism in Eukaryota, Metazoa, Nematoda, Chromadorea, Rhabditida, Trichostrongylidae. The record is from the annotation of a GenBank genome assembly.